Molecule: messenger RNA, 2200 nt
Organism: Lecanosticta acicola
Lineage: Eukaryota; Fungi; Ascomycota; Dothideomycetes; Mycosphaerellales; Mycosphaerellaceae
Source: the annotation of a GenBank genome assembly
AUGGUGUCGCAACUCUUCUCCACGCUGCUGGUCUUAUCCGGUUCGGCCUUUACAUCUGCCUGGCAGAAUACUGGAUCGAAUGGUAAUGUGCAGUUCGGCUAUGUGCCCGGAAACGAUUUCGGUCUGGUACAGAAUGCUACCUACGACUACGUCGGUCCAAUUUCUCCGCGAUGCUAGCAACCCGAGACUAACAAGCAAUGACAGGUUGUGGUUGGCGGCGGCACUGCAGGUCUAGCUGUGGCAUAUCGCCUGGCAGAAAGCGGCUGUUUCACAGUAGCCGUGGUCGAAGCUGGUGGAUUCUACGAGAACGAGAAUGGGAACCAGUCUGUCGUUCCCGCGUACUGUACGCACUAUGGCGAUACGACGCCUCAAUCUGCAAAUCAAUUCCCUCUCGUGGACUGGGGGUUUGUAACUCAGCCUCAGGAGGGACUUGGGGGCAGAAGACUGCAUUACGGACGUGGAAAGACGCUUGGUGGCAGGUGAGUGACAUCCCUGCUCAAAGCCAACAGGAGGAUCGAAAGCUGACUGUUCCUCUAGCUCAGCGCAGAAUGCUAUGAUCUAUAACCGUGGAACGAAAGGCUCCUAUCAGGCCUGGGCAAACCUCGUUGGAGACGACAGCUGGACUUUCGACAACAUCCUACCAUACUUCUCCCGUGGGAUACACUAUUCUCCUCCCAACACUACCUUGCGCGCUGCGAAUGCAAGUGUGCCGCCGCCUGCCAAUAUGGACGCAUAUAAUGUUACCGGUGGACCACUCGAGGUGUCCCACCCAAACUACGCUCAGAUUUUCUCUAGCUACGUUAACGGGGCCAUGCAAGAAUCUGGAAUUCCUGAGCAGCAGGACUUCAGCAGCGGAAGUCUACUCGGAAGACAAUAUGCGCCUUUGACCAUCUCCUACCCUGAAGAGGAGCGUAGUUCAUCCCAGGCUUCAUAUCUUCGCACUGCCCUGCGCAGCGGGCGGGAUAAUCUCAAAGUGUUCCCUCAUACUCUCUCGAAGAGAGUACUUUUCGACGAGAACAAAACUGCUACAGGUGUCGAAUUUGAAUCGAAGUCGUACGGGAACAUGAAUACUUUCACUUUAAGUGCUCGCAGGGAAGUCAUACUCUCAGCUGGCGCUUUCCAGUCCCCUCAGCUUCUCAUGGUCUCAGGGAUCGGCCCUCGUCAGCAGCUUGUAGCACACAACAUCAGCGUACUAGCAGACCGACCAGGCGUUGGCACGAACAUGCAAGACCACCUGGAUUUUGCGCCGGUCUUCUACACAAAUAUCCAAAACGGAGAUGGUGCGGACGCAGACCCAGCAACCCGUGGUCCCAUCGAAGAAGAAUACAAAGCAAACCGUACAGGCCAGCUCACAAACGCCGGAGUGGAUUACAUCGGAUGGGAAAAGCUACCGGAACCCUACCGUCAAUCUCUCAGCCCAAGUGCUGUUCAAGACUUGGCAAAUUACCCUGCUGACUGGCCUGAGAUUGAAUAUGAGGUCACGGGCGCUACAUUGGCGGGAACGGAUCCUUCGAAGAGAUACGGAACUAUCCUGGCGAUUCCUGUGACGCCGCUUUCGAGAGGUUGGGUUAAUAUCACUUCCGCGGAUACUAAUGACCUUCCACUCGUGAACCCCAAUCAGCUUUCCCAUCCUACUGAUCGGGAAUUGGCUGUACAGGUGAGUAAUAGAUCUUCUCUCGACUGAGCAAGAAAUUGGCUAACCAUGCUUUCCUCCCAGGCUUUCAAGCGCGCACGCUCCUUCUUCCACACCCAAGCGAUGCAGCCUAUCUUGAUCAAGGAGUAUAUGCCAGGUACCAACGUCACUACAGAUGAGCAGAUCUUGAAGUAUAUCGAAGCUAGUGCCUACCAGAAUUGGCACGCUUCUUGCACCUGUGAGUUGAACUGACAUUAGUUGACGCUUGCAUCAAUGGUCUGACCCAUUCUGACAUACCCUUUUCUGUAGGCCGUAUGGGCAAAGCCGAUGAUCCUAUGGCUGUCGUGGACUCUCAAGCCAGAGUGAUUGGCGUGAAGGGUCUGCGGGUCGCGGAUGCAUCCUCCUUUGCGUUGUUGCCGCCGGGACACCCGGAGAGUACCGUUUGUAAGUUUCUUUCCCGCCCGUGGCUAGGUGGUCCACCUGUGCAAGUCGCUAACGUGGUCUGGCUUAGAUAUGUUGGCCGAGAAGAUCUCCGCGGAUAUCUUGGAGACAGCAAUGGAAACAUGA